Molecule: messenger RNA, 402 nt
Organism: Prunus armeniaca (apricot)
Lineage: Eukaryota; Viridiplantae; Streptophyta; Magnoliopsida; Rosales; Rosaceae
Source: the annotation of a GenBank genome assembly
AUGGAUUCAGAUUUGACGGAAUGGGCUGACAAGUUGGUGCGAGAAAAUAACCAAAAAGGAUUAUCAUUACAGGUUUCUCCUAUUGAGGCAUACUCAUUUCAUGUAUACGAUGGAAGUUGUGUUGAAGUUGUAAUUGCACACAGUGGCGGAUCCAGGAUUCAAAAGUCAACAAACUCUCUUUCAAUGUGGAGAAUCAUGCAAUCAGCAAGGAAUUCAUCAGCUAUGGUGUUCCGAAGUGUCACAUCCUGGGAUCGGCUCCGCCGUAGCACGAUAUUGUCCGCUUUGGACCCCUCUCUCUCCCCUCACGGUUUUGUUUCUAGGAGCUCACGAGCAACUUCUCAGUGGGUCACCCAUCCUGAGAUUGCUCUAGCCCCAACUCGCUUAACUUCGGAGUUCCCAUAA